Molecule: messenger RNA, 1218 nt
Organism: Striga hermonthica
Lineage: Eukaryota; Viridiplantae; Streptophyta; Magnoliopsida; Lamiales; Orobanchaceae
Source: the annotation of a GenBank genome assembly
AUGAAGAUUUUCGUGAAGACUCUCAAGGGUAUCACCUUCGACAUCGAAGUAAAACCCGAGGAUUCGGUUGCAGAUGUAAAGAAAACCAUAGAGGGAACCACAGAGAGUAAAGAUGGAUCAGAUAAGUAUCCAGCUGCACAGCAAAUGCUUAUCCACCAGGGGAAAGUUCUGAAAGAUGACAGUACACUGGAAGAAAAUAAAGUUGCUGAAGGCAGUUUUGUUGUUGUUAUGCUGAGCAAGGUACAAAGUCUAUCUAUUGGAAUUUACUCUAGUGAUAGGUAUCCAUGUUUGCAGCUGGGGAUCACUUUUAAAUUUAUUCUAUUUUCUACGCCAUUGACAACAACAUGCAUUCCACAGGGAUGUUUUGAAGUAAAAAGCAAAUUUUUAACUUACAAUGCAAGUCCUCAACAGAUCCUAAUGGCUGCACCAGCACCAGCUCCAGCUCCAGCUCCAGCUCCAGCUCCGGCUGUCAGCGAUGUGUCAGAAGUGUAUGGCCAAGCUGCAUCUAAUCUUGUUGCUGGUAGCAACCUGGAUGGGACAAUACAGGAAAUUCUUGAUAUGGGUGGGGGAACUUGGGACAGAGACACUGUUCUCCGUGCCCUUCGUGCUGCUUAUAACAAUCCAGAAAGAGCUGUCGAGUAUUUGUACUCUGGGAUCCCUGAAUUGGCUGAAGCUCCAUCUGCCGGGCAGGAUGCUAAUGUAUCUGCUCAGCCUCAGCAAGCUGCUCAACCAGCACCUGCUGCAUCUACAGCUGGCCCGAAUGCAAACCCACUGAAUCUUUUCCCUCAGGGCUUGCCGAACGCAGGUGCGAAUACCGGUGGUGCGAAUACCCUCGAUUUUCUCCGCACUAGUCCACAGUUCCAAACCUUGAGAGCAAUGGUGCAGAACAACCCGCAGAUCUUGCAGCCCAUGCUUCAAGAAUUAGGAAAGCAAAACCCUCAAUUAGUAAGGCUGAUUCAAGAGCACCAGGCAGACUUUCUACGACUCAUCAAUGAGCCUGUUGAAGGCAGUGAAGCAAUCUCCAGCAUGCUCGGGCAGUUGGCAGGGGCGAUGCCUCAGGCUGUUUCAGUUACACCCGAAGAACUUGAAGCUAUAGAAAGGCUAGAAGCAAUGGGAUUUGGUCGUGAAAUAGUGGUCCAGGUUUUCUUUGCGUGCAACAAGAAUGAGGAGUUGGCUGCUAACUACCUCUUGGAUCACAUGCACGAGUUUACGGACUGA